Molecule: messenger RNA, 1364 nt
Organism: Marmota flaviventris (yellow-bellied marmot)
Lineage: Eukaryota; Metazoa; Chordata; Mammalia; Rodentia; Sciuridae
Gene: Gpr3
Product: G protein-coupled receptor 3
Biological process (GO): G protein-coupled receptor signaling pathway
Cellular component (GO): membrane
Molecular function (GO): G protein-coupled receptor activity
Source: RefSeq, a predicted model, not a curated record
GGGUCCGCGCACACCUUGAGCUGCCAGGACCCAAGAGGACCCUCCCCGCGGCCCGGCCGCGCCCUGUCCUGAACGGUACCAUGAUGUGGGGUGCAGGCGGCCCGCUAGCCUGGCUCUCUGCUGGCCCAGGCAACGUCAACGUGAGCAGCAUGGGCCCUGCAGAAGGGCCCACAGGCCCAGCUGCACCACUGCCCUCACCCAAGGCCUGGGAUGUGGUGCUAUGCAUCUCAGGCACCCUGGUGUCCUGUGAGAACGCGCUGGUGGUGGCCAUCAUCGUGGGCACUCCUGCCUUUCGUGCUCCCAUGUUCCUGCUGGUGGGCAGCCUGGCUGUGGCAGACCUUCUGGCAGGCCUGGGCCUGGUCCUGCACUUCGCUGCUGUCUUCUGCAUAGGCUCCGCAGAGAUGAGCCUGGUGCUUGUUGGCGUGCUGGCAAUGGCCUUUACCGCCAGCAUUGGCAGCCUACUGGCCAUCACUGUCGACCGCUACCUUUCCCUGUACAAUGCCCUCACCUACUACUCAGAGACAACAGUGACUCGGACCUACGUGAUGCUGGCUCUAGUAUGGGGGGGUGCCCUAGGCCUGGGGCUGCUGCCUGUGCUGGCCUGGAACUGCCUGGAUGGGCUGACCACGUGUGGCGUGGUAUAUCCACUCUCCAAGAACCAUCUGGUAGUCCUGGCCAUUGCCUUCUUCAUGGUGUUUGGCAUCAUGCUGCAGCUCUAUGCCCAGAUCUGCCGCAUCGUCUGCCGCCAUGCCCAGCAGAUCGCCCUUCAGCGGCACCUGCUGCCUGCCUCCCACUAUGUGGCUACCCGCAAGGGCAUUGCCACACUGGCCGUGGUGCUCGGCGCCUUUGCUGCCUGCUGGUUGCCCUUCACUGUCUACUGCCUGCUGGGUGAUGCCCGCUCUCCACCCCUCUACACCUAUCUCACCCUGCUCCCUGCCACCUACAACUCCAUGAUCAACCCCAUCAUCUACGCCUUCCGCAAUCAGGAUGUGCAGAAGGUGCUGUGGGCCAUUUGCUGCUGUUGUUCCUCUUCCAAGAUUCCCUUUCGAUCUCGCUCCCCCAGUGAUGUGUAGUUACAUCCUGGUGACCCCUGCAGCCCUGAUCACUACAAAAUUCCAGAAUGUUAGGUCCUCCAGGGCUUUGUUCCAAAUCCCCAGCUCUACACCCCCAGACCCAGCUGGUUCUGGAGUUCUAGGACAUUGGGUGUUUCAGGAUUCUGUUCAAGAUGACUGCAGGGGCCCAGCUGGCUCCAUGGUUCUAGAAUGUUCCAGGUGGUCAGGAUUCCACUUAGAAAUGUCCCACAGCCCAGCUGAUUUGCAGUUACAGAAUGCUGGGUGUUUUACAGUGCCAUUCAAGCCCUUGAU